AUGGCAAAGAAAGUGGUGCUGAUCGACAACUACGACUCGUUUACUUGGAACAUCUACGAGUAUCUGUGCCAGGAGGGCGCACAGGUCGAUGUCUACAGAAACGACAAGAUCACCGUCGCAGAGGUCGCCGCAUUGCAGCCAGACGUGCUGCUCAUCUCGCCCGGGCCGGGCCACCCGUCGACAGACUCAGGUGUUUCAAGAGAGUGUAUCGCACACUUCGCGGGGAAACUGCCCGUGUUCGGCGUGUGCAUGGGCCAGCAGUGCAUGUUCGAAGUCUUUGGCGGUCAAGUCGGAUACGCUGGAGAAAUCGUCCACGGGAAAACGUCCCCGAUCUUUCACGACAACAGUGGAGUGUUCAAGAACGUCCCACAGGGGGUUCUCGUCACUAGGUACCACAGUCUUGCUGGGUCCAGCGACACACUCCCAAAGGAGCUGCAAGUCACCGCGAAAACGGAAUCAGGCGUCAUCAUGGGCAUCAGACACAAAAAGUACACCGUCGAGGGUGUCCAGUUCCACCCGGAAUCUAUCCUAACGGAGGAGGGACACCUCAUGAUCAGAAACAUGCUCAACACUACGGGUGGUACCUGGGAGGAGAACGACCAGGGGAAGUCCCGCGGGAUGUCUAUCCUCGACCGCAUAUACGCACAAAGGAGACUCGACGUCGAGGCACUAUUGGUAACACCGGGUGCAACCCUCCACGACUUGCAAACCAACUUUAAGCUAGGGUUAGCGCCGGAGGUAAUCGAUUUCGCGGGGAAACUCAGAGAUCACCCACAGAGGGCUGUCGUUCUAGCAGAGGUUAAGCGUGCUUCCCCCUCAAAGGGCAAUAUCUUCCCGGACGCAGUCGCCGCGGAACAGGGGCUCAAGUACGCGAGGGCAGGAGCCGCCGCGAUCUCCACGCUGACGGAACCGCAUUGGUUCAAGGGCACCUUGCAAGAUUUGGUAAACGUCAGAAGAGCACUCGACAUCGAGUUCAAAGAUUGCCCAGCAAACAGACCUUGCAUCCUCAGGAAAGAAUUUAUCUUUACCAAAUACCAGAUACUAGAGGCAAGACUAGCAGGCGCAGACAGCGUUCUUCUCAUCGUCAAAAUGUUGACUCAGGACGAACUCAAGGAACUGUACGAUUAUUCUACCCAGGAAAUGGGUAUCGAACCCCUGGUCGAAGUCAACUCCAAGGACGAGCUGAAUCGUGCGCUAUCUAUCGGAGCGAAAGUUAUCGGCGUAAGUAACAGGAACUUGCAUUCCUUCACGGUCGACUUGAACACAACAAGCAACCUGGUAGACUCCACACCAAAGGACGUCGUACUAAUCGCGCUCUCCGGUAUUUUGUCUGCUCAAGAUGCAGACCAUUACAAGCAGCAAGGUGUCAGAGGGUUCCUUGUCGGCGAAGCGCUCAUGAAGUCAGACAAUGUCCAGCAAUUCAUUCUACGAUUUAUGUGCUUAAUGAAAGACAAGCCCUUUAUUCUAAGCGCAUUUCGUAAUAUAAAUAGACAACUACAGAAUGUACAUUAA
Huiozyma naganishii CBS 8797 is the source of this 1512-nucleotide messenger RNA. RefSeq names its product bifunctional anthranilate synthase/indole-3-glycerol-phosphate synthase (gene TRP3). NCBI's taxonomy places the organism in Eukaryota, Fungi, Ascomycota, Saccharomycetes, Saccharomycetales, Saccharomycetaceae. Gene Ontology annotation, cellular component: cytosol. Gene Ontology annotation, biological process: L-tryptophan biosynthetic process. The record is from RefSeq and is a predicted model, not a curated record. The coding region runs from base 1 to 1512 and encodes 503 amino acids. The transcript has a single exon. Gene Ontology annotation, molecular function: indole-3-glycerol-phosphate synthase activity.